Stylonychia lemnae is the source of this 711-nucleotide messenger RNA. The record is from the annotation of a GenBank genome assembly. Lineage: Eukaryota; Ciliophora; Spirotrichea; Sporadotrichida; Oxytrichidae.
AUGCAGCCCAAAUAACUUUAAGCUUUACAACCAAAUGUAAUGGAACAAACUCCGCACAGAGAUUUGAGAUUUUAGCAUCCAACAGCUUUUACAACUACUAAGUAUUUAAUUAAUGAUGAAUUUUCAGAGUUAUUAGGACUUAGCGAGCCUGUUACUAGGAAAAAUGCUAGACUUAAGGCAAUGUUAGGAGCAGAUACUAUACAUCCAAAGAAUUUGUUUAAAUAUCUCAGAAAAAUGCUUGUACCAAUUUAAAGACCACUAACAGACGCAGAUGUCGAGAAAAUUAGAAUAAAAAGCCAAAUGAAAAGAGCUGAAAUGCGAAUGAGGAAAAGCAUGUAAACAUAAAAUUAAACGAAUUCAAAUGCUACAUACUAGCCCCAAGUUCCAUAUAGUAAGCCUAAAUAUGCCUAAGGAAGCUGUAUUAGUGAACUUUAAAUGGAAUUAAAAAAGGAAAUUGAGCAAGCUGAAGCGGAUGAACAAAAUUAUGGAGCUAUUAAACUCGAUUUGACAGCUAAUUUCGGAGACUCUCAGAAAGAUAAUUAAGCAAAAAGUAAGUCGAAAAAAGGUAAUAGUCAGAAAUCUUUCUCAGGCUAAAUCAGCAAUCAAAAUAGUCACAUGGGUGGUGUUGUAGAAGAUAAUUAGUUAUCAAUUGAUGACCUUUUAAACAAUGAAGAUAAAGAUCAAGAUUACUCCGUUCUAUUUAAAAGAUGA